Molecule: messenger RNA, 1000 nt
Organism: Papilio polytes (common Mormon)
Lineage: Eukaryota; Metazoa; Arthropoda; Insecta; Lepidoptera; Papilionidae
Product: kallikrein-6-like
Exons: 2
Coding region: 12-362 (116 amino acids)
Biological process (GO): proteolysis
Molecular function (GO): serine-type endopeptidase activity
Source: RefSeq, a predicted model, not a curated record
CCGAGGGAGGUAUGAACAAUCAGAGUACAUGCAACUCACUGGGCUGGACAAGGAAUAGAGAUCAGUUGCAGAGGAUCCAUGUAGUCGCAACAACGAUGCAGAGCUGCGAGAAUGUUAGCAUCGCAAUUACCAAUGGCAUUUGUGCUGAGCCACUUUAUGAUAAGGAUGAUUGUGAUGAAGAAGAAUAUGCAGGAAGUUCAAUGAUGUGCUUUGAUGAAAACUCAAAGAGAUGGAGUUUAGCUGGAGUCAGUGGAUGGAGAAUAGCUUGCAGUAAGAUAGGAUUGGGUCGACCGAGGAUCUAUGAUUCAGUCUCAUCGCAUGUGGAUUGGAUUCAGAAAACAAUAUCCAAUUCAGCAAGAUGACCUUUUUACAACAUCUAGAGUUACAAAGACUGUAUUCUGUGUCUUCUAAUAUUUAGAGUAUGUUACAUUAUUUGUUAAUAUAGUUGUUAAAGUUUUAAAUUCUCGAUUUUCAUAUUCUUCUCAUUUCCGAAAAUGAAAUAUGUAAGUAAAUUUACUAUUAUGUAAAAAUUGAUAAGACAAAAUACUCAGUGGUCUACUAAUCAGCCAUUUUUAUAAACCACUUUUUUAUUCUUGGCCUAAAAUGACUGUAUUUAUAUUGUAAUUAGAAUAAAAAAAUAAUUUAUUACUGAAAAUAUUGUACAAUGUAAUUAGUGUUCAUUUAUUGUAAAUAUGUUAAGUAAUUAAAAUAUGUACCAAAUUAAACUGUUUAAAAUUUAUCAGAUUUAUUUCAAUUCCUGGCUACCUUUAAUAUUUGUAAACUAUGUUCAUUUUUAAAAUUACUGUAAUAUAAUGAAAGUCAUAAUUUUCCAUAAAAAAAUUCAGAAAUAAAUUGAAAAUAGGUUAAUAGUCAUUUAAAUAAUCUCUAGGGAUUUAUAGUUUUAGCCAUUGCUUCUAUUAGUUAUUGUAACUCAGCAUUACAUAGAUCCGUGUAGGUAAAAAAAACAACAAAGUAAAUAUAAAUAAACUAUAUUUAAACU